AGAUGGCGGCCCACUAAUUCACUGCGACAACGCAGUCCAGACGUGUCUGCUAAUACCAUUAAGAUUUCAUUUUGAGGGGUUAAGACGCUGAUUUCUUCUGCAGAUUAAAACAAAUAAAAAUAGAAAUCCAAUGAAACCAAUGUUUAGACGGACACUUCCUCCGUCCGUGAGGAGUCUUCUGACUGACAUCGGUCCAAAGGACGAGUGGCCGGAUGAAGAACAGGAUGCCUCGGCGGUCAGCAGGGAUGGGAUCCUGCUCCCUGAAAGAGGGUCCUCAUUUGGAAACGAAGACUUUAUCGCUAAGGCUGACGGGAAGAACUCAAAAGUGUGCAUGCUGUGCAACUGCAAGCCUGCGUCCUAUACCUGCCCACGGUGCAACUUGCAUUACUGUGGCGUAGCUUGCUACCGCAGCCCAUAUCACUCCUUGUGCUCGGAGGAGUUCUUCAAAGAGUCUGUUCUUGAGGAGCUGAAGAACAUGGGGGAAACAGACCAAGACAGGAAGAAGAAAAUGCAGGAGAUUCUUCUUGGUCUGAGACAAAAGGCACAAAUGACAAAUGGAGGACUGGAAAGUGUGUUCAGAGAAGCCGGAAUAGAUCAAGAUGCCAACAUUAAGGCUGUGGAGCUCCUGUCCAGAUUAGCUGAGCUUCAGGAGUCUGGAGCAGAUAGUGGGGCGGAGAUUGAGGACAUCUUGAAAACGUUGGAAGAGAUUGGAGGCCUGGAAGCAGAUGAGGAGCCAUCAGGAAGCGUGGCCCAACAUCUGUCAGGGCUUGAUCUCGACAAGCUCUCCGAAGAAGAGCUGUGGGCACUCCUUGACAGCCGGGAGAAGGAGAAGUUCACGGGUCUGCUGAGGGGCGGAGCUCUCGGUGGUUUGAUCAGAGUGUGGAGGCCGUGGUGGGAGGAACACAAAGAGGCGGGGAGAGCGCUGGUGGAAGUGCUGGAGCAGGAGGUUCAGAAUCCAGACAAGAAAGUGAAAAAGAUUCAAGACAAGAAUAAAAACGUAUGCUCCGUAGUCUCUGGUGUUCCUGCGAUCUCUGCAAAAAUCCCCAAACUGAGCUCCUUAUGUCGGAAUCCAUCUCCGUUGGUCUGCUAUAGUGUGAUCAACACUCUUUAUUGCUAUACUUUCGCAUUGCAGCUCUUCAACGGUGACUGUGAUUCGCUCCUCUUUGAGUUCUGUGAUAUGAUGCUCAUGUUGUCCCAGGGGCUGAGCUCCAGCAAGGUUUUCAACUCCGUGCAAGAGGCCAUACACAGCGGCGAGACUCUUAUCUUAGCAGGAGGAUACCUCAACAAACAAGAAUCCUGCACCACAGACUUGGCAGUAGAAGCCACUGCUCACAUCCUGACAGGUAGAGACAAGGAAAACGCCACAGUAUACAUCCUUGCAGCCUUGAGUCAGCUCCGCUCGGCACUCACCCGAGCCAGAGCCGCUCUCUCCAAGGAGGGCGAAGAAGGCGCAAAGAGACAGAAAUACUUCCUGGCUUCCAAGAAGUGUCAAUUCUUUCAAGCCUGGACGCUGGAUCAUUCGCGUCACACACGUGGGCUGGCUUUGGAGCUGUGGAACGAGCGCAGUCGACGAGAGGGCGAAAGGAAAAGUGCGGAGGAAACAAAGACUCUAGUUGAGGAGAGCUUUAAAAAAGGAAAGAGGAAAGGUAACACGAAGUUGAUUCAAGAAUUAAACUAACAGCUAUUAUAAAGGUUUGUGGUGCAAUAAAUAGGAAAAACACUUUCUCUCAUUAUUCAUAAAAUGUUGAAAGAGUUUGUAUAUGUGAAUAAAGUGCAUAACAGGUCAACCCACAUUUGAUAUUUGUGAUAUUGUUAUAAUCUA
Molecule: messenger RNA, 1822 nt
Organism: Phycodurus eques (leafy seadragon)
Lineage: Eukaryota; Metazoa; Chordata; Actinopteri; Syngnathiformes; Syngnathidae
Gene: znhit2
Product: zinc finger, HIT-type containing 2
Exons: 2
Coding region: 131-1678 (515 amino acids)
Source: RefSeq, a predicted model, not a curated record